This is a messenger RNA of Fomitiporia mediterranea MF3/22, 1583 nucleotides long. Its product is annotated as Tudor/PWWP/MBT. The record is from RefSeq and is a predicted model, not a curated record. NCBI's taxonomy places the organism in Eukaryota, Fungi, Basidiomycota, Agaricomycetes, Hymenochaetales, Hymenochaetaceae. The transcript has 6 exons. Bases 61 to 1323 code for a protein of 420 amino acids.
CGCCUGUCUCCGCUCCCGUCCUGCUCCCUCCGGUGCAACUAUCAGACUUCAAAUUCUAAAAUGAGCAAGAAGGGUGCUGCUAAGCCUAAGGAUGAGACUACCUAUGAAGUACGAGAUAUCGUGCUUGCCAAGAUACGCGGUUUUCCGCAUUGGCCUGCGCAGGUGGUAGAUCCGGCGAACGUCCCUAGAGACGUUGCGAAGGAACGGCCUGCUGGCAAAAAAUCAACUUUCUACUGCGUGAGGUUUUUCCCCGCAGGCGACCAUGCAUGGGUACCUCCAAAGGACCUAUCAAAGCUGCAGAAACACGAGAUUGAAGCAUACAUAAACGACCCUCCAAACAAGAAGAAAGGCGGCGACCUUCUAAGCGGCUACCAAAUCGCGCUGAACCCUGAGCCGUGGGAGCGUGAGAUGGAAGCUAAGCGGGAGGCUGCUGAGGAAGCCGAAGCGGACGAGGAGGUGGAUGAGCUCGAGGGCGAAGAAGAGGCAGACGAAGACGAGGAGGAGCAGCCUGCAAAGGUGAAAAAGAGAAAGCGCGAGUCUGAAGGUACUACAAAAACGAAAGCGAAACCCAAGAAGGAGAAGGAUGCAGGUGAGGGGGCUGCGAAAAAGAAGAAAACUUCGGAUAAGGCGGACAAACCACCCAGAUCUAAGAAAAACGGCGGCAAGUCCAAGGAAACUAUCGAAUCUGAGGACGAAGGAGAGCGCACGGAACAUGGCGGGUCUAGGAAGAAGACAUCUCCUCCGCCAACAAAGAAGACUAAGCGCGACAAGGACGAAGAUGGUGACGCAUCAGGCGACCUGGAGCGCGAUCCAGAGGCAGCGAAAGUCAAGGAGUUGAGGCACAAACUUCAACGUGCCUUUUUGGGAAAGUCAACACCCAAACCCGAGGAUAUGCAGGGCGUCGACUCUCUGUUCCAGCAAGUGGAAGAAUUUGACAUCUCACUUAAAUAUCUCCAGUAUUCAAAGAUCGGAAAAGUCAUGCGCCAUAUUGCAGCUCUAGAAGUCGACAAAGUACCCCGCGAUGACGAAUUCAAGUUCAAAGACCGUGCGCAAGCACUAGUGAAUAAGUGGCACAAUACAGUACACAAGCAAAAUGGUUCUGCAGAACCGCCAGCUAGUACUGCGAAUGGUGACUUCGUCGCACCUCCACCGUCGGCUCCGUCCGAAGCGCCUCUUACCGCUGCGUCAACGACGGAUGAUAGUAUUAAUAAGAAGAUGGACGAAAGUCCUAAUGCGAAUGCGAAUGCGCAGCCCGCAGUGGGUGAUACGACGCUUGCGGAAAGUGCUUUGGGCGAUGUGACUAUGUCGGAGGUUGCUGCGUGAAGAAGGAUAAUAAAGCAGAUUUUUUUCUCUUUUUUUUUUUGGCGAUUAGUUGCCUCGGUAUAAUUGUAUGGCACCCCCUUUUUGCCUUUGGCGAUAGCUUUCUCUCUUUUUUUUACGUGUUUUUCUUUGUCUCUUCUUGUGAACUACGCUUUCACUUGCUCCUCGUACCUAAUCUCUUUCUCUUCGCUUUUUCUUUUCUCUCGAUAAAAUCGCUCUCUUGCGCUACCUUGUCAACCUGUCUUUUCCAGAGCUAUGUCAAC